CGACGCUAAGAAAGCUUCCAGUAUUGCCGGCGAGGUAGAGGGAUAUGAUAAGGCCGACAAAAACAAUGAAUCCCGAUAAGGACGGCAGUCUCUCCGGGCUUGCCGCCAAGUAUAUAACGGAUUGCGUAUCCUGAAAUCGAGCACGAUUCCUUUGGUCUGGGUUAUGGACGUAAUACUCCAUAUGCAACCAGAGCUCCUCAACCAUGUUCGUGAAAAAGCGAUCGGUCGCGUCGAUACGGCGCCCGCCACUCCGGCAACAACCGGCGCACUACUUGACAACCCACAGCAGAAUGACCCACAGCAGAAACCCGGUACCGCGAGAGCCGGCGAUCUUGCUAUCGGCUGUAUUGGCAAUUCUGACCUGUUCGCAAGCCGGGCUCCUUCCACAGAGGGGGAUAACGAACCUCUACAUCAGCGCCAAAACGAGCUGGGUCAGCGCCAGGAGAGCCUGGAAGCACAGGUGCGUUCCAUCGCACAAUCCGUCGGUCUGCUCCAACAGCAGCUACAAGCGGAGAUCGAUUCCCUCAGGAAUGAUCUUUCUCCGCGCCAAACGAAUAUGGAAGGACGGAUCCAUUCUAACGUAGAAACCUUUCGCAAAGUCAAUGGUGUCCUUCGACGUAUUCAGCCAGGAAACGAGGCCGAGACGGACUCAACUUUGACAUAGUUUCAAGCCGUUACUGGGCUUGAUUCGUAAAUUAGGGGCGCAGUCACGGCAUAGGGUAUGGCUCUAGGUACAGAGUCUGGGGAGACGAUGG
Lasiosphaeria miniovina is the source of this 755-nucleotide messenger RNA. RefSeq lists its product as uncharacterized. The transcript has 2 exons. NCBI's taxonomy places the organism in Eukaryota, Fungi, Ascomycota, Sordariomycetes, Sordariales, Lasiosphaeriaceae. The record is from RefSeq and is a predicted model, not a curated record. The coding region runs from base 164 to 664 and encodes 166 amino acids.